AACAUAGCAUUCCGAACAGAGCAAUAUGUAUUCAUUUCCUAGCUAAUCAUUUACACUUGUCCUUAAGUGAGCAUAUAUUUCAUUGGUUAUUUGCUAUUUAGAUGCUUCAGACAUUGGGAGAAUCUGGUCCUCAAAAUUCUGAUUCAGAAGACACUCCUCUUGUACACCAUUCUCCAGUGCCUGAUCGUCCAGAUAUGACAUAUCGAUAUUAUGUAAUUCGUGAUAAAAUAGAAAUGGGACAGAUGGCAUCAAUUUUUUUUAAUAAGUUUGGUAUAACUCUGUUUUAUAUCUGUUUCGCUGUAUCUUAUGGAGAUUUGAGCAUUUAUGGAGCAAGCUGUUGCAAAAACUUUAGCUGACUGUUGCUUGUAUAUCAACCAUUAAAUUUUACUUGUAACGAUACCAACGAUACCGAGCUCUGUUGGGAAGAGGGUUCUGUAAAUCUGGCAGAUGCAUAUAGGAUAUUCCUUAGUAUGUUCGUAUUCUUAUUGGGACCUUUUGUAUUUUUCAAUAUUCAAAAAAACAAGUAUCUUCAAUUUCUAACAUCAGCAAUGAGAUGGCUUGCAUUUACAAUAAUGAUUGUGUAUGCUGUAAAAAAUUUAAUCGUUCAUGGGGCACAAGGAAAUCCUCCAACAGCAAAUAUCAUGGCAAGAAGUUUCUCAACGAAUGGUUUUUAUGCAACACAUAGUCUGAGUACUUUAAUAAAACAACCAAACAUGAAAGUUCAAAUAUUACCUGCACUUCAAGAUAAUUAUAUGUAUCUUAUCAUCGACGAAGCAUCGCAAGAAGCUGCUGUUGUUGAUCCUGUUGAUCCUGACAGCGUUUUGUCUGUUGUUCUACAAAAUAAUCUAAAUUUGACAAAAGUUUUAACUACUCAUCACCAUUGGGAUCAUGCAGGAGGAAAUGCGAAGUUAUGUAAGAAAUUCAAUAAAUUACAAGUAUACGGUGGUGAUGAUAGAAUAGAAGCACUCACUCAUAAAGUAAAGCACAAUGACACUUUCAAUAUUGGAAAAUUACAAGUUAAAUGUCUUGCAACACCGUGCCAUACCACUGGACAUAUCUGUUAUUAUGUUGUAGGAGAUCAAAAUUCUCCAGCACUUUUUUCAGGAGACACACUUUUUGCUGGUGGCUGUGGAAGAUUUUUUGAGGGCACUGCAGAACAAAUGUAUACAGCACUUAUAAAGAUCUUGGGAUCAUUGCCUGAUGAAACUAAAGUGUACUGUGGUCACGAGUACACGGGAAACAAUUUGAAAUUUGGUAAGUUUGUGGAGCCAGAAAAUAGCGCUAUUCAUAAAAAAAUGGAAUGGGUUCGUAUUCAGCGCGAAAAGAAUCAUCCUACCGUGCCAAGUACUAUCGAGGAAGAAAAAUUGACGAACCCGUUUAUGCGAGUUCAUGAAAAAUCUGUUAUGGAUCAUACCGAACAAAAGGAUCCAAUUCAAACUAUGGCAUUUCUCAGACGAGAAAAGGAUAAUUUCAAAUCAUAAGUUUGAAAUCAUGAUUUUUUUUAGAAAAGAUUUUUGUUAAUCAUGUUUACAAAACUUUAUUUUCAUUUAUUAUACAUAAAUAUUAACAUAUGUGCAAAUAUGUGAUUAUAAAUUACGUAUUUACAAAUAUUUAUUUUAUAUAUUAAUACUAUGUUAUAUUUAAAGACAUUUGGUUCGGUGUGUCUUCCGAUUUUUUAUUAUAAAUUUGCAUUUCAGCAACAUA
This is a messenger RNA of Osmia bicornis bicornis, 1704 nucleotides long. RefSeq names its product hydroxyacylglutathione hydrolase, mitochondrial-like. The record is from RefSeq and is a predicted model, not a curated record. Gene Ontology annotation, molecular function: hydroxyacylglutathione hydrolase activity. NCBI's taxonomy places the organism in Eukaryota, Metazoa, Arthropoda, Insecta, Hymenoptera, Megachilidae.